AUGCAUGCAAACAAUGGAAUAUUAAAGCAGUGGUCACAGGGCCAGGGCACUAGUCUGUUGGGACGGGACUGGUUUGAUGCCCUAGGAAUAUCAGUUGAAGGGGUACACAGGGUACAGCUGCAGUCUAUAGAGGAAAUACUGACUGAAUAUUCAGAGGUUUUUCAGGACACUGGGGUUUGCCGAACCCCCCCGAUCUCUAUUGACAUUGAUUCCACAGUUACUCCACGUUUCUUCAAAGCCCGGUCAGUUCCUUUUGCUUUACGGCCACAGCUUGACGAGGAGUUGGACAAAUUGGUGGCUCAAGGAAUUUUUGAACCUGUUCGACAUGCAAAGUGGGCCACACCUAUAGUGGCUGUAGCAAAAAAAGAUGGGGGCCUGAGGAUUUGCGGUGAUUACCGCUGUACUGUGAAUACAGCUGUUAAACCUGACGUGUACCCUAUACCCACAGCAUCUGGACUGUUCUCGAAGCUAGCUGGAGGAGUAGUUUUCACUAAACUUAAUUUGAAACAAGCUUAUCUGCAGCUUCUAUUGGAUGAUGACGCAGCGGACUUAUUGACUAUUAACACUCACCGUGGGCUUUUCUGGGCUCAACGGUUGCAAUUUGGGGUGUCAACGGCCGUUUCAAUAUUUCAAAGAUUUAUGGACACCUUGCUCGCAGGAAUUCCAGGAGUCCAGCCAUACCUGGAUGACAUCCUGAUUUCAGGCAAAACCAUAGAAGAACACAACGCACGGCUACGGGCCGUACUGAAAUGCUUUGCUGAAGCUGGGUUACGUCUAAAAAAAGAGAAAAGCAUUUUUGCAGUUACUCAAGUGGAGUUUUUGGGAUUUAGAGAGGAUAAGGUUGGCAUCAAACCAACCCGUGAAAAAGUGGAAGCUAUCCAAAAAGCUCCGCUCCCACGGAACAAAACAGAACUUCAGGCAUUCUUGGGGCUGCUUAACUUUUACAGCUGUUUUCUUCCCAACAAGGUCACCAUCCUGGAACCCCUGCAUCACCUUCUAGACCAGUCUGCUACUUGGCAGUGGGGAGCGAAGCGCAAGAUGGUAUAUGCCCAGGCGAAACAGUUGCUGCAAACGGAUAAAGUGCUGGUGCAUUAUGAUGAAAAGAAACCCCUGGCAGUGGUUUGCGACACCUCACCCUAUGGACUUGGGGCUUUAUUGUUCCACAUGGAACGUGAUGGCCAGGAGAGGCCCCUUUGCUUUGCUUCCAGAACAAUGACCACCACUGAGCGGAAUUAUGCCCAAAUUGAUAAGAAAGCAUUGGCGGUUGUUUUUGCUGUCAGAAAGUUUCACCAGUAUCUCGCAGGCCGCCAUUUCAUGAUUUUUACGGACCACAAACCUAUGCUGGGACUCUUACACCAUUCCAAGCCAAUGCCUGCCAUCUUUUCACCACGGAUGCUACGUUGGAGUUUGAUUAUUGGAGCUUACGACUAUGAGCUGUGCUACAGACCAGGCAAACACAUGGGCAAUGCUGACGCCCUGAGUCGCAUACCCUUGCUGGCAUCUGAUGCUGUUAUGCCAACACCCUUGGAAGUAUUGCUUCUGGAAAUGGUGCCAGAUGCACCCAUGCAUGCUGAACGAAUCGCUAACCUUACGCUUAAGGAUCCUGUCAUGUCACGAGUACUGCACUGGGUGCUGCAUGGGUGGCCGGCCGAUGUAAUGGAUAGCCGGUUCAGACCCUUCUUUUCACGCCACCAUGAACUCUCUGCACAUAAGAACUGUUUGCUAUGGGGAAGCCGUGUGGUUGUUCCUUGCUUGGCAAGGAGAGAAGUACUUGCUAUGUUACAUGACGCACACCCAGGCAUUGUACACAUGAAGGGACUCGCAAGGAGUUAUGUGUGGUGGCCGGGCAUGGACAGAGAGGUAGAGGAAACUGUCAAGGAAUGCAAAACCUGUCAGAAGUCACGUCAUGCACCUCCUAAGGCGAAAGUGCACCCUUGGGAGUGGAUGACAAAAAGAUGGUCCCGGCUGCAUAUUGACUUUGCAGGCCCUUUUCAGGGCAAUAUAUUCCUCAUAGUGGUUGAUGCACAUAGCAAGUGGCUGGAGGUGUCUCUGAUGAGUUCCAUGUCAUCAUCAGCAGUCAUUAACACUCUGAGACUACAUUUUGCAACACAUGGUUUUCCCGAUGUCAUAGUCUCAGACAAUGGUGCUUCUUUCACCGCUGCAGAGUUCCAAGAGUUUGCCGAGCACAACGGCAUUCGGCAUGUCACUACAGCACCUUAUCACCCGAGCUCAAAUGGUCAAGCUGAACGCAUGGUGCAGACAACCAAAGAGGCCCUGUCUCGCAUCACCAAGGGUGAGUGGCAGACCCGGCUCGCCCGUUUCUUGUUGUCACAACACGUCACACCCAAUUCGUCAACUGGAAAAAGUCCUGCUGAGUUGCUCAUGAAUCAACGACUGACCACUGCCCUGGAUCGUCUGCAUCCUGACCAUGAAGGUGAUAUGCUCUGCAGACAGGAGCUGAAUGCUGAAAAAUGCCCUGGCACAGUCAGAGAGUUUAAACCGAAUGACUUGGUGUACAUGAGAAGUUACACCAGAGAUUCUAAAUGGAUGCCUGGAAUCAUCGUGGAUGUCACAGGCCCCUUGUCAUACAAGGUCAGGACUGGUGAUGGGCAUAUGCACAGACGACAUGUUGAUCAGCUGCUGGACAGGGCGGCACCCUCGACCAACCCACCAAGACUGAGCCAGAUGGCUACACUGUCCCUCCGUCUAUGCCCGCAGUGGCUGAAAUGUUUGAGUUACAGCCACCCUCAGUAG
Molecule: messenger RNA, 2754 nt
Organism: Myxocyprinus asiaticus (Chinese sucker)
Lineage: Eukaryota; Metazoa; Chordata; Actinopteri; Cypriniformes; Catostomidae
Exons: 2
Coding region: 1-2754 (917 amino acids)
Biological process (GO): DNA integration
Molecular function (GO): nucleic acid binding
Source: RefSeq, a predicted model, not a curated record